Messenger RNA from Sorex fumeus (smoky shrew), 1422 nucleotides. RefSeq names its product general transcription factor IIB (gene GTF2B). NCBI's taxonomy places the organism in Eukaryota, Metazoa, Chordata, Mammalia, Eulipotyphla, Soricidae. Gene Ontology annotation, cellular component: transcription preinitiation complex; nucleus. The record is from RefSeq and is a predicted model, not a curated record. The coding region runs from base 120 to 1070 and encodes 316 amino acids. The transcript has 7 exons. Gene Ontology annotation, molecular function: RNA polymerase II general transcription initiation factor activity; TBP-class protein binding. Gene Ontology annotation, biological process: transcription preinitiation complex assembly; transcription initiation at RNA polymerase II promoter.
UGACUGCGUGUGUGACUCGCCUAUAAAAGCCCGUGUCGGCGCGUCGCGGCGCCACAGCCUCUUCCUGUUCCCGUCGCAUUUGUUGUCUCAGGUCGGGGGGGGCCGCCGUGGCCGUGAAGAUGGCGUCUACGAGCCGUUUGGAUGCUCUUCCAAGAGUCACAUGUCCCAAUCAUCCAGAUGCAAUUUUAGUGGAAGACUACAGAGCUGGUGAUAUGAUAUGUCCUGAAUGUGGCCUGGUUGUAGGUGACCGGGUUAUUGAUGUGGGAUCUGAGUGGAGAACUUUCAGCAAUGAUAAGGCAACGAAGGAUCCAUCUAGAGUUGGAGAUUCUCAAAACCCUCUUCUGAGUGAUGGAGAUUUGUCUACUAUGAUUGGGAAGGGUACAGGAGCUGCAAGUUUUGAUGAAUUUGGCAAUUCUAAGUACCAGAAUCGGAGAACAAUGAGUAGUUCUGAUCGGGCAAUGAUGAAUGCAUUCAAGGAAAUCACUACCAUGGCAGACAGAAUCAACCUUCCUCGGAAUAUAGUUGAUCGAACAAAUAAUUUAUUCAAACAAGUAUAUGAACAGAAGAGCCUGAAGGGAAGAGCUAAUGAUGCCAUAGCUUCUGCUUGUCUCUAUAUUGCCUGUAGACAAGAAGGGGUUCCUAGAACAUUUAAAGAAAUAUGUGCUGUUUCACGAAUUUCUAAGAAGGAAAUUGGCCGAUGUUUUAAACUUAUUUUGAAAGCUCUAGAAACCAGUGUGGAUUUGAUUACAACUGGGGACUUUAUGUCCAGAUUUUGUUCCAAUCUUUGUCUUCCUAAACAAGUGCAGAUGGCAGCCACACAUAUAGCCCGUAAAGCUGUGGAAUUGGACUUGGUUCCUGGAAGGAGCCCCAUAUCUGUGGCAGCAGCAGCUAUUUACAUGGCCUCACAGGCAUCAGCUGAGAAGAGGACCCAGAAAGAAAUUGGAGAUAUUGCUGGUGUUGCAGAUGUUACCAUCAGACAGUCCUACAGACUAAUCUAUCCUCGAGCUCCAGAUCUGUUUCCUACAGACUUCAAAUUUGAUACCCCUGUGGACAAACUACCACAGUUAUAAAUUGAAUCUAUUGUCAAGUCUUACGAACACUGAACUCUGUCUGUUGUACAUAGCCUAUACCCAGUGCUGGAUUGAGCCUUUAAUAAGGAAAAACAAAAUACAUGGUACACAUUCCAGGGCUAGAAAUUAAUUGCUUGGCACUCUGUAUAUACUAGUGAAACGUAUUUAAUGAUUUCAAUUUCUUAUUGAAUUGAAUUUGCUUUCUUUUGUAGCAACCUAGGAAACUAUUUUGGAAGAUAUUUGAAAUUACAUAAUUCUUGAAUAAACAUUUACAAAAUAAAAUUUUUGUUAAUGGUUUAUAUAAUUUAUAAUGUAUAGUUACAAAUAAAUGCAUAUUAUUGCAGCUAAUCAA